This is a messenger RNA of Papilio machaon (common yellow swallowtail), 2597 nucleotides long. It is a transcript of the gene LBR, whose product is annotated as delta(14)-sterol reductase TM7SF2. NCBI's taxonomy places the organism in Eukaryota, Metazoa, Arthropoda, Insecta, Lepidoptera, Papilionidae. Gene Ontology annotation, cellular component: endoplasmic reticulum membrane; nuclear inner membrane. Gene Ontology annotation, molecular function: oxidoreductase activity, acting on the CH-CH group of donors, NAD or NADP as acceptor. The coding region runs from base 233 to 2230 and encodes 665 amino acids. The record is from RefSeq and is a predicted model, not a curated record. Gene Ontology annotation, biological process: sterol biosynthetic process. The transcript has 3 exons.
UUUUGUUUUGUCACAUUUUUGAAUAAGUUAUUAAUGCAUUUAAUUUAAAUACAUUUUAUUUCUGAAGAAAUCAUUGGCUAUUGGAAACUAUAGAAGUUAUAUUAUUUUAGAUGAAUCGUCAUAAGCUACGCGUGGGGUUGUUAAUUUUAGAAAUCGAACGAGAAACAUAACAGGAAAGAGUUUAGUGUAAAUGUGCUUAUAUUAACAAUUUGUGGUUUACUUUUCAUUAGAAAUGUCUACUAGAAGUGGUAGAGUCAGACAGAGUUUGAUAGAGCCUUCACCUCGGUCUCGUAAAGGUGUUUCACCGUCACGAUCUCCCGCUAGGUCUAGAAAAAGUUCGCCCGCUACGCGCUCAUCGACCCGUAAGUCUCCAUCUCGCAAAUCCCCUAUAAGUAAAUCGCCUAGUCGUAAAACUAAAACCCCGGCUACAAAGUCCCCUUCGAGACCAGUGAAAGAAACUGAGACUGUUAAAGUAAGUACACCAAGUAAGCGGCAAGCCCUGAGGUCAAAUGUAGAGGUUAAAUUGUCCGAUUUAGCAGAUAAGGUGGAUUUCUACCGGACUACUCGCUCACGUCUUAUCGAAUAUUCAAUAGGAGAUCUGCAGUCUAAUGUAACAGAGACCGAGUUGACAGUAGAUGAUCAAAAAAAUGGAUUAGAAUCUCGCUUUACUACUCUCGGUGACUACAAUUUUCGAAUUCGUAAGCCUCUUGAAGUGGUACCACCACGGGUGUCCAGAAGAUUACAGGAGAUGACAGAUAAUACCGACAGACGAAGUAUCAGUAAGUCAAUCAGUGAGAGAAGUAAAUCAAUUAGCAAGUCCAUAAGCAAGUCUAUUGACACUGUAUCAGAUGAAGAGAAUUCAGAUGAUGAUCUCCCAAGAAGGAAAUCGACAUCUGUCACAAGACGAUUAGCAACACCACUAAGGGCAAGUGUUGCAAAAUUGUUGCCAGUUAAUAAAAAAUUUGAAUUUGGAGGAAAAUUGGGCCCAAUUUUAUUGAUAAUAUUAAUACCCAUGAUUGUACUUUUUAUAUUAAUGUCCUGCUCUAAACUCUGUUCUUACAGUCACCUUCGUGAUUUGUCUGAAUUUAAGUCUAUAAAUAUUUGGUUCAAUUAUGAGUCAAUUGUACUUCUUGGUGCUCAAUACUUAAUUCAGGCUUUGCUUAUUGUUUUGCCUGGUUUUGGUCAAAAAGACAAUGAAAAAGGGCAGAAACAAAGUUUUAAUGCAUUUUUCUCUUGUAUACUUACUACAACUAUCUUGUUUUUAUUGGAUUAUGUUAAGAAAGUACAUGUUGAUGCAAUAAUGAAGUUAUAUCUGAGUUUAGCAGCCACAUCUUAUAUUGCUAGUGUAUUAUUAGCUAUAUUUUUGUAUAUCAAGAGCAGAAAAGUAGAUACUGCAUCAUUAAACCCAUAUGGCAACACGGGGUAUUUUAUAAAUGACUUCUUUGUUGGAAGAGAAAUUCAUUCAUUUAUAAACAAAUUGAACAUUAAACUAUGGAUUUCUCGAGUAUGCAACAUAAACACUCUUAUUCUAUCAAUACUUAUUUUCAAAUGCGGCUUCCAACUACCAACAAAAGAUAUUCAAAUGCUUUCAUUGGAUAACUACAAGGAGUUUAUUAGUAAAGUGCACAUCAAACCCACUAUUGUGCUGUACUCAAUGAUGCAAAUUAUAUACAUACUAAACUAUGUGUUGAAAGAGCACAAAAUAACUUCAACUUUCUACUGGCAAUCUGAAGGGUUAGGGUAUCUUCAGACAGUUUGUAGCGCCCUCUAUCCUUUCUAUUUCACAAGUAUAUCUAAAUAUGUAGUUGAUGUUGAACUAGAGAUGUCUACUAAUGCAUUAGUUGCCGCAUUAACAUUGUUCCUGUUGGGAUUUCUAAUAAUGCUUAUAAGUAACAAUAUUAAACAUGAAUUCCGGAAAAAUCCAUUUCAUCCCAGUGUCACACGUUUAGAUUCAAUGCCUACGUUGCACGGUAACAAGCUGCUAGUCUCCAACCUUUGGGGAAGUCUGCGUCAUCCAAAUUACACCGGUGAUAUAUUAAUACAUAUUACAUUUGCAUUACCAGGUAUUAUUAGUAAGAAACCUAUAGCUUCUUUACCUGCGGUGCUAACUAUAUUUGUUUUAUUACAUCGUGCAUGGCGUGAUCAUAACAGAUGUUUGCAACGUUAUGGAUCUGCUUGGCAAAGAUACUGCAAGCGAGUGCCUUCGGUAUUUAUACCUAAAAUAUUGUAAUUUGAUCAACUUAUUAGAAAUGGAAUGACAUUUAUUUAUGUACUUUGCUAUUUGAUAUAGCUACAUUUUUUAUGUAUUUUUGUGGAAUAUUUUUUUAUUUAGUACCAAAUAUCAUGAGAGAUUAUAUUUAGUUAACUUUAUAUUGAUGUAGAGUAGUACCUACUUUCGGUACGAGAAUGGACAGGCUGAUGUUGUACUUUAAUUCAAUGGCACAAUUUAUUUUUAAAGCAGUUGUUAAAGAGCCGUACUUAGCCUUAUGCUAGGUUUUUUUACUAGGAUAUAAAUUUAAGUAAGAAGGUUUUAUAUUACAUUGACAUGAUGAGGAAAUAUAGUGAAUUUAUGCUUAUCAUUUCGUGUAAUGUCUGAU